AUCUCAGUCGCACUUUAUCAAGCGACACCAACAGAAGCUCGUGAGCAGAAUAUGAUUGCUAAGGAACGCCUCUUAUCGCUGGGCUGGCUGCUGAUAGCCCUGCUAAAUGCGCAGCUAUUGCAGGCCCAUGCAGAUCAUCAUUUUCAUGGAAAUGCAUACGGCGGUGAAGGCUGGAGCUAUGCUCAGCCACAGAGGCCAUUUGAAUAUCAGCAUCAUACCUCGCAUCACAGACACGGAUAUCAUCAUAAUCAUCAUUACAAUCCAACUGAUGCGCAAAUCGGUCACGCUCCCAGCUUUGGUGGAGGUCAAUACGGCGGUGGACGGGCCAAUGAUUUAUAUGCUGGACAAGCAGGUGUUGGGCACCCGAGAGAUGGCGUAAGGCGUCAAGGUCAAGCUAGUUUCGGUAAUCCAGUCUGGUCACGUUACCCGGAAACCGCACCUACUAGACCUUUCGAACAGCGUCCAUUGCCACCCCAACAGUCAAAUCCACUUGAUUAUGAAACCGACCGUAGGAAUCCCACCGGACCACUUUUCCAGCCGGGUGGCCAAGAUCCAUCGGAUCCUAAUUACCUACAACCUGGUUUUACUGGAAAUCCCCUGCAGCCACGCCCCCAACCGGGUAGCCAAGAUCCAUCGGAUCCUAACUACCUACAACCUAGUUUUACUGGAAAUCCUCUGCAACCACGCCCCCAACCUGGUGGCCGAUAUCCACCGGAUCCUAACUACCUACAACCUGGCUUUACUGGAAAUCCUCUGCAACUACGCCCCCAACCGGGUGGCCGAUAUCCACCGGAUCCUAACUACCUACAACCUGGUUUUACUGGAAAUCCUCUGCAGCCACGCCCCCAAACGGGUGGUCAAGAUCCAUCGGAUCCUACCUAUCUACAACCUGGUUUUACUGGAAAUCCCCUGCAGCCACGCCCCCAAUCGGGUGGCCAAGAUCCAUCGGAUCCUACCUAUCUACAACCUGGUUUUACUGGAAAGCCUUUACAGCCACACCCUGAAUUUGAAACUCAAUCUUCUGGAACCGUGAUUCCGCAACCUAGCAAUACAGCCAAUCCCUUGCAACCUCGUCCAGUAGUAGCAGCAAAUGGUGGAGCGUUCAA
Drosophila navojoa is the source of this 1106-nucleotide messenger RNA. RefSeq names its product Growth-blocking peptide 2 (gene Gbp2). The record is from RefSeq and is a predicted model, not a curated record. NCBI's taxonomy places the organism in Eukaryota, Metazoa, Arthropoda, Insecta, Diptera, Drosophilidae.